This is a messenger RNA of Coregonus clupeaformis (lake whitefish), 5888 nucleotides long. Its product is annotated as BRD4-interacting chromatin-remodeling complex-associated protein. Bases 141 to 5888 code for a protein of 1915 amino acids. Gene Ontology annotation, cellular component: SWI/SNF complex. The record is from RefSeq and is a predicted model, not a curated record. The transcript has 18 exons. NCBI's taxonomy places the organism in Eukaryota, Metazoa, Chordata, Actinopteri, Salmoniformes, Salmonidae. Gene Ontology annotation, biological process: positive regulation of DNA-templated transcription.
UUGAACGCACACACAACAAGGAAUCUGAACAGGCGAACUCCACGGCCCUCUGUUUCCUGCCAGAGCUGGGUCCUGUAUGGAAGCCCGUGCGAGGCUGUCCUGGAGACCCCGCGCUGCCUGCACCUCUCGUCUUGGUUGCCAUGGACGAUGAAGACGGCAGGUGCCUGCUAGAUGUAAUUUGUGACCCAGAAGCACUUAACGAUUUUCUUCAUGGAUCAGACACCCAUCUGGACACUGAUGACCUAUUGGAUGGCUCGAGCGACCCCUCCAGCUCCUUCUUCUCUGCCGUUGGGUGCCACGUUCCAGAGGUCCUGCCACCAGUCCAGCUGCCGUCCAAUGAGCAGCCUGGCUUGCCCCGGGUCAGCGUUGACCUGGACUUCCUGGAAGAUGACGUCAUCCUGGGCGGAUCGCCGGGUGACGGCAGUAGUAACGCCAUGGAGCCAUGUGACAUCCUGCAGCAGAGCCUGGCGGAGGCCAACAUUACAGAGCAGAGCCUGCAGGAGGCCGAGGCAGAGUUGGACCUGGACUCCUUCGACCUCACCAUGCCUGGCCUGACUCAGGUGGUCCAGACGCUGCCCUGUACAGACAGCCUGACUGGGCCUGGAGGGACCGCUGUGGGGGUGGGGCUCCCCAUCUUCUCUGGAGCUCCAGGCUCCCCCGGCACCCCUCCCCAGGCCACGGCUGACAUUCUGGGCUCGGUGCUGGCCCAACAGGGCCUCCAGUUUGGGCCCCAGGUCAUGAACAAGGCCCAGGCCAUCAGUAUGCAGCAGGUGGCAGGCCUGGGUAACGUCACCCUCCAGGCUCUACCUAAUGGCUGCCAGUCAGGACACCUGGGACUGGGGCGGAUACAGGUGAUGGGCCAGCCCACUGUGAUGACUAUGAACCAGUCAGGACAGCCCAUCCUGGCCAAGGCUAUGGGGGCAGGGGGGCAGGGCGGACUGGGAGGGGGACUUCUGAUCCAAGGAGGCAAAGCCACUCUGGGAUCUCCAGCUUUAAACGGCCCGGCGGUGUGUGUCGGCAGCACUAACAGUGGCAGUAGCACCAUGACUGCUGCUGGAAGCUUGGGUCAACAGGGGCAGAACCUGAUCAUCCAGCGAACCCCGACCCCCAUCCAGCCCAAACCCCCCCAGGGGGGCGCAGCCAUCCAGCCCAAACUGUUCAAGCAGCAGCAGGCCCAGGCCCACGUCCUCCAGAACGAUGCCAACAAGGCCCUUGGGGUGCAGCAGGUCCCUGUCUCCGCUGCCCAGAAUCUAGCCUUCCUGACAGGCAAGCCUGGCUCUAACAUGGUCCUGACCUCCCAGUCGGGGGUCCCCCAGCAGGCAUCCCACCACCCCUCUGGGAAAGCCCUCAGUGUCCACCUCCUCAACCAGCCCGGCAGCAUCAUGCUGGGGGGGCAGAACCACCAGUUCCUCCUGCCGCAGCAGCUAGCCGGGGGACAGAUCCUCACGCAGCACCCUGGGGGCCACAUCAUCACCUCCCAGGGGCCUGGGGGUCAGCUGAUAACCAACCAGAUCCUGGCUCAGCACCAGAACAUUAACCUGGGCCAGGUGCUGACGUCUCAGGGCCACCCUCUGCUCCAGCUGCAGCCGGGACAGAUGGGGGUGGGACAUCAGCUCUUCCAGAUUCCUGUUACCCUCUCCCAGAGCCAGAGCCACCCGGUCACGGGCCACCAGGCCCACACAGUGAUCCAGGGCAUGCCCCUGCAGAACUCCCUGGCCAUGCUGAGCCAGGUAGAAGGUUUGAGUCCUGCUGUCAGCCUGCAACCCGCUCUGCAGCCGCAGCCAGGGGGUGUUCCCAGCAGCGGGGUGGGUGGGGCGGCUGCCAUGGCGCAGGGCCAGCCUGGGGAGAGUGUGCCAGUGCUGGGGAGUUCUACAGACCAGGCAGCCCACCCUGGACAAGCCCCGCAGCCCUCCUCCAUCCUCUCUAUGCAGGCUGGGCCCUCUGUCUCCAUGUCUGUCCCCUCCUCUUCCUCUCCGUCCUUAUCUGUGUCCACCACGCUGAUCCCCCACCUAUCCCAGCAGCACAGCCCCGGGAGCAGGGUGGUCUUCACGGGCCCCCAGGGCUCCAGCAUGAUCCUCAGCCAGGAACAACUCCAGAUGUUCCUCCAGCAGGACCAGCGACAGACAGAGAAUGACCCUGUCCAUACUAUGUCAGUGGGCGUGCCAGCAUCCGUUAUCGUCAGCAGCAACAGCAGCUCUGGCCACGCCUCCUCAGGCCAUGACUGCCAAUUAGCUGAGGCAGCAGUGGUAAACCAGAUGCCCCAGGCGGCCGGCCAGCAGCAGCAACUGAAGCUCCAGAGCCUGUCCCCCUCCCAGCCCCUGGCCUCCCACACCGCCCUCUCUCUGUCGGACAGCCCCCAGCCCUCCCCCCGCCCCCAGCCCUCCCCCCAGUCCUGGCCCCCCUCCCAGCCCCUGUCCUGGCCCCCCUCCCAGCCCCAGACCCCCACCCGAUCCUGCACCCCCUCCUCUCUUCCCCCAAUGUUAAUUAUCCAGAACCAGAUCCCAGGCUCCUCCCAGCCUGCCCCACAACAACAACAACAGAUACACCUCCAGCCCCAGCCCCUACCCCGGCCCCCCUCCCAGCCUUCUCUCUACCAACCGGACGUCCCCCCUCCCUCCUGCUCCCCCAAACCCCCACAGAUCCUCCAGGCCCCUCUGGCAGGGUUCCAGUUCACUGCUAGCCAGGUGGGGGCCCCCGGGGGUGGAGUGGUGAAGACCCAGGUCCCCCUGCAGUUCCCGGUCUUAACAGCAGAGCAGCAGCACCAUCUGCAACUGGUUGGUGCUCAGCUCCAGACGCUGUCUACCAUCGCUCAGCCCUCUCCACAACAGAAACAACUGCUGGACAAACUACACCAGGUCCAACAGAACAUUCUACUACAGGCCAACCAGCAGCAGCAGCAGCAAAGCCAACCCCAACAACAUCGUCGUCAACAACAAGACUUGCUUGCUCCUCAGACGUCUGUGCUGGUCAAGACUCCUGCCACAGCAUCCAAUGACGUGUUGUCAGGAGUUCAGGUGAACCAGGGGGGCAUGGCUCCAGCUAGCCUUAACCAGUCAGUACACCAGGCGGGUCAACAGUCCCUACACCAGGCGGGUCAACAGUCCCUACACCAGGCUGGUCAACAGUCACUACACCAGGCGGGUCAACAGUCCCUACACCAGGCUGGUCAACAGUCCCUACACCAGGCGGGUCAACAGUCCCUACACCAGGCUGGUCAACAGUCCCUACACCAGGCUGGUCAACAGUCCCUACACCAGGCGGGUCAACAGUCCCUACACCAGGCUGGUCAACAGUCCCUACACCAGGCUGGUCAACAGUCCCUACACCAGGCGGGUCAACAGUCCCUACACCAGGCUGGUCAACAGUCCCUACACCAGGCUGGUCAACAGUCCCUACACCAGGCUGGUCAACAGUCCCUACACCAGGCUGGUCAACAGUCCCUACACCAGGCUGGUCAACAGUCCCUACACCAGGCUGGUCAACAGUCCCUACACCAGGCUGGUCAACAGUCCCUACACCAGGCUGGUCAACAGUCCCUACACCAGGCUGGUCAACAGUCCCUAAACCAGGCUGGUCAACAGUCCCUACACCAGGCUGGUCAACAGUCCCUAAACCAGGCUGGUCAACAGUCCCUACACCAGGCUGGUCAACAGUCACUAAACCAGGCUGGUCAACAGUCCCUAAACCAGGCUGGUCAACAGUCCCUAAACCAGGCUGGUCAACAGUCCCUACACCAGGCUGGUCAACAGUCCCUACACCAGGCUGGUCAACAGUCCCUACACCAGGCUGGUCAACAGUCCCUACACCAGGCGGGUCAACAGUCCCUACACCAGGCUGGUCAACAGUCCCUACACCAGGCUGGUCAACAGUCCCUACACCAGGCUGGUCAACAGUCCCUACACCAGGCUGGUCAACAGUCCCUAAACCAGGCUGGUCAACAGUCCCUACACCAGGCUGGUCAACAGUCCCUACACCAGGCUGGUCAACAGUCCCUACACCAGGCUGGUCAACAGUCCCUACACCAGGCUGGUCAACAGUCCCUACACCAGGCUGGUCAACAGUCCCUAAACCAGGCUGGUCAACAGUCCCUACACCAGGCUGGUCAACAGUCCCUACACCAGGCUGGGGCUGUGCAGGUGGGGGGGAUGGAGUCAGGGUCAGGUCUGGGUCAGAUGACCUUCAGCCCUGAUCUGGCCUCUCUACAAACACAGACUGCUACUAUGAAGAUGCCUUUCAGUAUGGCUAAACCCAGCAAGGAAGCCAGGAUGUUGGAGCAGCUGAGGAAGCAGCAGGGUUCAGUCCUCCACCCAGACUACAGCUCUCCCUUCCAGUGCUUUGAAGACACCCUGAUCCGCCUGGUGCCUUACCACCUCUACCAGGGCACUGCCACCUCACCACACGACUACCACAGAGUGGAUGAUGAGUUUGACAGUGUUUCCAGCCAGCUCCUAAAGAGAACACAGGCCAUGCUGGAUAAAUACAGACACCUGCUUUUUGAGGAAUCAACUCGCCUUGGCCCGUCAGCUGAGAUGGUAAUGAUGGACAGGAUGUUUAUUCAGGAAGAGAAGAUCUCUCUGGGACAGGACCGCAUCCUCGCCAGGGACAGACCUGAGGAGUAUGUGGCCAACUCAAGGAUGAUGGAGAUUGAGAGUGUAGCUGCCAGCAUGGCCCAGCCCCAGUCGCAGCCGCAGCUCCAGCCCCAGCCGCAGCCCCAGCCCCAGCCCCAGCCCACCAUGAGGAGUGGUGUAGCCCCUACUCCAACUCCUACCCCAACACCUACUCAGGCCCCAACUCCUACACCCAUCGCACCGGCCCACUUCCCCUCCACCAAGCUGGUGAUAAAGCAGGGUGGAGCGGGGGCGUCUGUCUCCUGGUCCAGCUCCCCAGCUCCUGUGGCUAGGUCGGGUUCAGGGGUGAGACAGACAGCUGACACCCAGAGGCACCGCUCCUCCUUCAGCCGCUCUCCUCCACCUCCCUCCUGUCACUCACCCUAUCACCCUUCCUCCUCCUCUUGUCCAGCUGAGGAUGAUGAUGAUGCUCUCCCCCAGAGGAGCAGUAAACCCCCCAUGAAGACGUACGCCGCCCGCCCACGCAUCGGCUUGAAGCUCAAGAUCAAGCAGGAGGCGGGGUUUAACACAGCCCCAGACACACCCUACCACCCAGCCCCAACCAGCGCCGACACACCCUACCACCCUGCCAGAACCGGCGCCGACACACCCUACCACCCUGCCAGAACCGGCGCCGACACACCCUACCACCCUGCCAGAACCAGCGCCGACACACCCUACCACCCUGCCAGAACCAGCGCCGACACACCCUACCACCCUGCCAGAACCAGCGCCGACACACCCUACCACCCUGCCAGAACCGACACACCCUACCACACUGCCAGAACCAGCGCCGACACACCCUACCACCCUGCCAGAACCAGAGCCGACACAUCCUACCACCCUGCCAGAACCAGCGCCGACACACCCUACCAUCCUGCCAGAACCGGCGCCGACACACCCUACCACCCUGCCAGAACCCGCGCCGACACACCCUACCACCCUGCCAGAACCGACACACCCUACCACCCUGCCAGAACCAGCACUGACACACCCUACCACCCUGCCAGAACCAGCACCGACACACCCUACCACCCUGCCAGAACCAGAACCGACACACCCUACCACCCUGCCAGAACCAGAACCGACACACCCUACCACCCUGCCAGAACCAGCGCCGACACACCCUACCACCCUGCCAGAACCAGCGCCGACACACCCUACCACCCUGCCAGAACCGGCGCCGACACACCCUACCACCCUGCCAGAACCGGCGCCGACUCACCCAAAAGCCCAAGCAGCAGCAGCACUAGCCAUGCCUCCUUCUGUAACUGUCAUUAG